Messenger RNA from Durusdinium trenchii, 7192 nucleotides. The record is from the annotation of a GenBank genome assembly. Lineage: Eukaryota; Dinophyceae; Suessiales; Symbiodiniaceae.
AUGAUCUUCCCGUUUCAGAUGUCUUUAAGUAGUGCACAGGACUACAACGCCAUGUUCAAGAAGUCACCCAUGUCCCUGGUUAUGUUCAAGGAGGCGGUGGAGAUUUGCUGCAAGGUGUUGCGCAUCUUGAAGCAGCCACAAGGCAAUGCACUCCUCAUCGGCGUGGGUGGAUCUGGAAGGCAUUGCCAAACAAGGUUGGCUUCCUUUAUUGCCUUCUACAAGUGCUUCUCCAUCGAAAUCACCAAGCAGUACAAGCAUAAUGCAUUCUUGGAGGACCUCAAGAAGCUUUAUGAGCUCACCGGUGUCAAGAACCAGAGGAUGACAUUCCUUUUUUCAGACACUGAGAUUGUGGAGGAGAGUUUCUUGGAGGAUGUUGCCAACAUGCUGAGCAGUGGUGAAGUACCAAAUCUUUUCACUGGGGACGAGCUCUCAACUGUACGCGCCAGCUUGGAGAAAGCUGGUAAGGAAGCGAAGAUUGCGCAAACUCCAGAAGCUAUGUAUGAUUUCUUUAUCUCUCGUGUGCGAGAGAAUUUGCACAUAGUCUUUUGCAUGUCCUACAUUGGCAACAACUUCCGAGACUAUUGCCGUAUGUACCCCUCUUUGGUAAGCUGCACUACUGCCAUUUGGCUUCUGCCAUGGCCAGCUGAAGCUUUGACUGAAGUGGCCUUGAAAUUCCUCACCGAAGGCGAACUUGAAGAGCAUCUCCGUCCACCUGUUGCAGAGAUUUUCGGGGCCGCCCACACGACAGUAAUGCGUUUCUCCACGCGUAUCUACCAGGAGCAGAAGCGCAUGAAUUAUGUCACGCCGACCAACUACUUGGAGCUUGUGCAAGGCUACAUGAAGAUGCUGAAGGACAAGCAAAAGGAAUUAGGAGCAGCAGCUGACAAGCUUCGCAAUGGCCUGUCGAAGCUGGAUGACGCUCGAGUCCAGGUGGCAGAGAUGAGCGUGGAUUUGGAAGAGAAGCAAAAGAUUUGUGACGUCAAGGCCAAGGAGUGUGAAGAACUUCUCAAGGUGAUUACAGCAGAGCGAUCCAAGGCAGACGCACAACAAGCACAGGUGGAAGCAGACUCCAUCCGCAUUGAGAAGGAGGCCAAGGAGACCAAGAUCUUGGCGGACGAUGCGACGCGCGAUCUUGAGAAAGCCAUGCCAGCUCUUGACGCUGCUGUGGAUGCCCUGGAGAAGUUGGAUAAGAAAUCCAUUGCCGAGGUGAAAGCAUAUCCCAAACCACCAGACGCAGUGAUGAAGACCAUGUGCGCAGUGAUGACGGUUAUGGAGAAGACUCCUUCCUGGGGUCAGGCAAAGACAGAGCUGAAUGAUACAAACUUCUUGGUGAGGAUCAAAAACUUUGAUAAGGACAACAUUAAGGAUACCACACUCAGGAAAAUCGAGAAGUUUACGAAGGAUUCCAACUUCACACCCAAGUUGGUGUCCAAUGUCUCGUUGGCUGCGGGCGCAUUGUGCCAGUGGGUGCAUGCCAUGAAGAUUUAUGCUGAGAUCUAUCGAGAAGUGGAGCCAAAGAGGAACAAGUUGAGACAAGCUCAAGAGAAGUUGGAGUCGAAGCAAAAGCAAUUGCGCGAGGCAAAUGCGGAACUCAAGAAGGUUCAGGACCUUGUGAAGGGCCUGAAUGACCAGUUCAACUCGUCCAACAAUGAGAAGGAGACCUUGGCACGAACGGCUGAAGAGCUCAAGGUAAAGCUAGAGCGUGCAGGCAAGUUGGUCGAUGGCCUGGCGGGUGAGAAGGUCCGCUGGACGGAGUCCUUGGGGAAAUUUGAUGCCCAGCAAGAGAAUCUCUUUGGUGACUGUCUGGUGUCAGCGGCCUUUAUGAGCUAUGCAGGGCCCUUCGGCGCAGCCUAUCGCGAUGAGCUCGUAGAACAUGAGUGGAUGGCCAGCGUCAAAGAGAAGGACACAGAAGUGCCCUUCACCAGCAGCUACACAUUUGCCAGCUUCCUUGCCAAGCCCACAGAGGUGAGAGAAUGGAACCUUCAAAAACUUCCUGCAGACGACUUUAGCACAGAGAAUGGUGUGCUGGUGACCAAAAGUCGACGCUUCCCACUGAUGAUUGACCCACAGAGCCAGGCCAACACCUGGGUGAGGAAGAUGGAAGAGUCACGUCAGCUCAAGGUGUUUGACCCGAACUCCAAGGACAUCAUGAAAUCCUUGGAGCGUGCUAUCGAAUUUGGCACUCCGGUCCUGCUGGAGAAUGUUGGUGAGGAGCUGGACCCAUCUUUGGAACCCAUUUUGGCGAAGAACGUCAUUGACAACGGGGGUGGAACUUUGUCCCUUAAGGUUGGAGACAACGUAUUGGACUACAACCCAGCCUUUAUGUUCUACAUCACUACCAAACUGUCCAACCCGCACUACACGCCUGAGGUAUCCACCAAAACAACCAUCGUGAACUUCAUCGUGGUGCUGGAUGGUCUCACCAACCAGCUGUUGGGCGUUAUUGUUCGUUGUGAAGACAAGCGACUGGAGGAGGACAAGAACCAAUUGCUCUUCCAAGUGGCCAAGGGCCGCAACCGUUUGGUGGAACUCGAGAACGAGAUCCUGCGACUUUUGGCAGAGACAAAGGGCUCUCUAUUGGAUGAUCUGAGCCUGAUCGAUACUCUCCAGGAGUCGAAGGUCAUCAGCAUUCAGACCACCGAGCAGGUCGCUCACGCCGAACAGAACAUGGUCAAGAUCGAUGGUCAGCGCGAGAACUAUCGCCCUGCUGGUUUGCGGUCCGCAGUGCUUUAUUUCGUUCUCAACGACUUGGUGGCAAUUGAUCCAAUGUACCAGUUUGCAUUGGCAGCCUAUGAAAUCCUGUACAUCCAGAGUAUUGAAAAGAGCGCGGAAAAGAAGAUCUCUGUCGGAGGUGUCGAAGAGCGGAUUGAGGACUUGAAUGCCUUCCAUGCUUUGGCUGUCUACAAGUAUGGAUGCCGCGCAAUCUUCGAGCGACAUAAGCUUUUGCUGUCGCUGCAUCUUUGCGCACAAGUUCUCAAGUAUUCCAACGAUCUCAACGAGACAGAGUUCUCAUUCUUCCUUUUCGGCGGACAGGUCUUCGAUAGAUCCGGCCAGUCACCCAACCCCUCACCAGAUUGGAUCAACCAAUCGAUGUGGGACAACAUCAUCGAGGCUGACUCUAAGUUGGAGUCCUUCAAAGGUUUCCAGACCUCACUGGAGCAGUCCUUGCGGGACUGGAAGAAAUGGUACAGCGGCUCUGAGCCAGAAAAGGACAACCUGCCUGGAGAGUGGCACGAGCGUUUGGAUCCGCUGCAGAACCUCGAAGGUCAUUUGUGUGUCCACUGGCUGCCAGCCCUGGAGAAGCUGAUCGAGAGGACCUUUGACCAAGGCCCCCAUGAGAAGUUCCGGAUCUUCAUGUCCUCCUCGCCAACACCCAAGUUCCCCAUCCAACUUCUUCAAAAUUGCAUCAAGAUGACAACAGAGCCGCCAAAGGGUCUCAAGGCCAAUUUGGUGCGGCUCAAGUACACAGUUGCCUUUUGUCCGAUGGAAAGCGAUUGUCUAGCGAUAGAGGUGCGUUCGAUCAAUGGAGAGCUGCUUUUUGAGCUGGACGCGAACCCAAAUUGGACAUGUUCUGAAUUCAAGAAGGAGGCAUACAAGGCCUUUCAGCUGCUGCCCCUUAGGGGCAGCUUGAAUGCCUUGAUCUUCGCUGGUGUUGCCUUGGAUGGGGAUCAAACAUUGCUGUCGCUGGACCUCACAAGCGGUAGCUCCAUCACAGGUGUCAUUGGUCCAAUGACCUUCAAGAAUGCAACGGCCCCUGAAAGUAUUUCGAUUGAAGGGGAGGGCCGGCUGUUGAGGCUGCUUCGGAAGGAGUUUAGCUACCCAGCAGCUUGUGGACCUGAGUUGAAACUUGGUGAAUGCCACUUUUUUGAAGUGAAGAUGUUGGACAAUGGUAAUGGCACUGACCGGCCUGUGAGCCUGCGGAUGGGCUUAUGUCGGAAAACUCCCCGAAAUUAUUUGGGCCAGGAUGCUGAAUCCUGGUCAUUCUGGUUUGAUGAUGGAGAUGCUUACCAAGGAGGGAAAAGAUUUCAUGCCGGACAGCUGGAGAUUUCUGUGCCCAUGGCCGCUGGAGAUUCUGUUGGAGUUCUGGUGGACUUGAGAACACCUGGUGUUCCACUGGAGAUGCAGAGCCUUUCCGCCGAAAGCCCGAUGGACCAGCUGAUCUUGAAGCUUGACAAGCAGACGCGCAAAUGGCUGCGAGAGUGGCUUGAUUCCUACAACCGCGUGAAGGAGACUCAGAAGUAUCGGCGGUUAUUCUUUUCCUUGUGCUGGUUCCAUGCAGUGCUUUUGGAGCGGAAGAAGUUCAAGAUGCUGGGCUGGAACAUCGGCUAUGACUUUAACGAUUCUGACUUUGACAUCUGUGAGAACAUCCUGGCAAUGUAUUUGGACGAGAACCCUACUGAAAUUCCGUGGGAUGCUAUUCGCUAUCUCAUCGCCGAGGCCAACUAUGGUGGACGCGUCACUGAGCAUCCCGACAACCGUGUGUUGAGGUCUUAUGUCAACGAGUUCUUCUGCACUGCGGCAUUGCAACCCAAAUUCCAGCUGUCAACUCUGAACACCUACUACAUUCCGGAGGACGGCAGCCUUCACAGCUAUCGACAAUACGUCCAGUCCCUGCCUUUGAGCGAGCCCCCCGAGGCGUUCGGGCAGCAUACAAAUGCUGAAAUUUCAUCAUCCCUUGCUGACACGGACAUUUUGAUGCAGACAAUGAUCGAAGUACGUGGUGGAGGUGGUUCUGCAGCUGGUGGUGAUAUUGGGGAGACAGUCUAUGCCACCUGCAACACGCUCUUGGAGAAGUUGCCAGAGAAUUUGGAUUGGGACGAGGUUCGAGAUCGCAAUGAGGCAGACUCUUCACCCUUGAAGGUGUGCUUGCUCCAGGAGAUUGAGAGGUACAACGUCCUCUUAUCCAGCAUCCGCUCUUCGGUCAAGACUUUGCAGAAAGGAAUCCAAGGCUUUGUGGUAAUCAGCAAGGAACAAGAAGCCGUGCUCAACUCGCUUUAUGCGGGCGCGGUGCCUGCAUCUUGGCUUUUUGCAUACCCUAGCUUGAAACCACUGAGCAGCUGGAUGCCUGAUCUGGCAGAUCGAAUUGAGCAGCUGAACACCUGGGGUUUCGUAGGAGUGCCAAAGGUGCUUUGGCUAGGUGGCUUGACUUACCCCACGAGUUUGCUCACAGCGGUGCUGCAACAGUCUGCUCGAAAGAACAUGGUUUCAGUCGACACCCUCUCAUUCGACUUCGUCGUGUUGAACCAGGAAGAGUCCAGCAUCACCUCACUUCCAAAGGAGGGAGCCUACAUCAAAGGUAUGAUUCUGGAAGGAGCCAAGUGGGAUUCGAACGCUGGAUGCCUUGCAGAUGCUGACACCAUGGCGCUCUUCAAUCCAAUGUUCGGCAAGUGCACUAUCAUUUGUAGGAGUAUCAGAUGGCAACAGUUUGAGCGCUUUGUGUGGCAUAGCCGGAAGUUCAAGGCAUCCACCGAAGGCAUCUACCAGUCGCUUGAUGCACAUGGCUACCAACGUGUGCUGGAAUCCGGCGAUCUAGCAAGCAUGGAGUCCUUCCUGCAGAGACUCUUGCAGAGCCACAAGCAUGACCUCUUGGAGAUUGUCCCUUGCCUGGCGCAGAUGUGCUUCGAGGAGAAGAAGGACUUUGACGAGGUGCUAUCAAUCAUGGGGCAAGAGAAGCUUCCAGGUUCGGCCUGCUCAUUAGGUUUCUCCCUUUUGACCAAAGAUUCACAGACCCAUGGCUGCAGCACUAUGUCACUUGGAAUGGAGCCACAACCACCUGCAGAAGAAGAGGAGAGUUCUACGAUGCCCUUGCACACAUGCUUGCCAUUCCAGCCUCUAUCUGGCUCAGCUAUUGGAGGCUUCCAGAUGACAUGGCUCGCAGAACCUGUGCCUUUGGGCCUUUGGCUGGGUGGUAGGCCCUGCGCUCCUUUGCGAGGCAGUUGUUUCGUUGCACCCUGCGGUGACAAUGGCAUUGUGGAUGUUGUCGCCAUUUUCCAGGAGCAUGAGGCACGAUUCCUGGGCGCUUUUAGCUACUGGGAUCCAGGUGUUUUGCUCUCCAUCACGCCAAGCCAUGGAACUGAGGGUACUGAAGUCCAGGUGAUCACGUCAGAGUUGGGCGCAGAGAUCUGUCAGGUUAACCUGGGAGGACAAAGGUGCGAGCUGCUGGGCAGGCCCUGUGGCACGGGGGCUCGCUUCCUCGUUCCUGCAAAUUUGGAUGGCUUGGUGGAAGUCCAACUCUUGGCGACGAACGGCAACGAGUUGAAGCGAGAGGAGGCUUUCACUGUGAUGGAGCGAUUGCUCUUUGGAGCGAUCGGUUGCUCCUUAAGUGCUUCGAACGGGAGCGCUACAGUGCGACGCACCACCGGUGUGAGCAACGGCGUUUGCAUCACCGCACGGCCACUCCGACAGCGAAACAUGCAGUGCACAUUUCGGCUUCGGAUCGACGAGAUGAGCAAUAAGGGUGGCAUUCGGGCACUAGCUGUCGGCUUCGCUGUGUUGAACAGCCUGGAUGUGAUGCCAUCUGGCCACACGCGACCCAAGGAAGCCACUGAUUUGAGCCGUGCUUGGCUUGUGGGCUAUGACAAAGGUGGCGCGCUCUUUUGCAGCCCGAACAGUGUGCAGAAGUUGCCCUCAGGUGCAUGGCGGCCAGCAACAGACUUGGAGGCUGGUGCGAUCCUUGAGAUUUCCUGGCGUCGGAACGAGAUUGUCAUUUAUCAAGACAAGAAGGAGUGCGCGUGCUUGCCAGUGCUGGAGGAGAAUGGACCAGGGAAAGAUGAGGAGAUCUAUGGAGUAGUGGACUUGAUCAGAACCUCGGAAAGACGCCGGCCACGAUGGUCAGCCAAGAGCACUGGGCAGAGGCAGGGUCCCGUGCUCUCAGCCACCUUGGUCAGCUGUGUGGACUGAAGCAAUGGAGGCGAAAGGCCUAUUUAAGAACUUUUGAGAGCACACAGAAUUCAGCUCUCUUUGGUCCCAAGCGUCCAUCGUUAAGAUUGCAGACCCAGCCCAGUUCAAGUUAAGAUUGGUGCUUGGACCUUGCAUGUUUUCGCUCAAGGCGACAUAACUUGGGAAUACGAAAGAUGCAAAAAAAUGCGUGACACUUGUGUCCUUGUGGUUCGGGUGGUACAGGCCAACCAUCGGAAAGUGGUUUGUUCAUUCUAUGCCCAGCGGCACAGAUUCACACUUCCUUCAAACAAAG